Choloepus didactylus (southern two-toed sloth) is the source of this 5066-nucleotide messenger RNA. RefSeq names its product kelch like family member 9 (gene KLHL9). Gene Ontology annotation, cellular component: Cul3-RING ubiquitin ligase complex. The transcript has a single exon. Gene Ontology annotation, biological process: regulation of cytokinesis; protein ubiquitination. Gene Ontology annotation, molecular function: cullin family protein binding; ubiquitin-protein transferase activity. Bases 554 to 2407 code for a protein of 617 amino acids. The record is from RefSeq and is a predicted model, not a curated record. Lineage: Eukaryota; Metazoa; Chordata; Mammalia; Pilosa; Megalonychidae.
CAGUGGCUGUCACAGCCGCUCCUAGCCCGGGGGAUCCUGGGAUUCUUCUUUUCCGGAAGGACCGGCUCGGUGUCCGGGGCUAGGCCCGUGUUCCAGGCCUUGGCUAGUGUUCCAGGCCCUUACUCUGGGAGAGCAUUGUGGGCGCGCGACGCGCUGGUGACAGCGGAGGGCGCAACCGGCCGUAAGCCGAGGUCCCGGCCUUGCCGCUGAGCGAGCCGGGGAGCCUCAGUACGUGGCGGCGCCUCCCCCUUGGCCUGGAGCGGAACUGCUGAAGGAGCCGGACGAGGUGAACCGGGUCAUUUAACUGCCUUCAGGUGAUGAAUCAUCAGCAUAAUAAUCAGAUUUGAAGUCCACAGCUCGCUGUGGUCCUGCUACAAAACAGUUCUCAGUGGAUGAUUGACGAGGGUGUCCUGAGGGGCGCCACAGUGACUGCUUGUCCUUGAUAAAGAAAGGGAGCUCUCGGGUUUUUUUGGAAAUCCUUGUUUCCUUUAAAACGUCGAGGUUACAGCCUCUUUCCGGCAAACAUCUCUUUGUGCAAGAAGGAGGCUUUCACAUGAAAGUGUCUGUUGGUAACAGCGAAAUGGGCGUUUCUGCCCAUUUGCAGCCUUGCAAGGCAGGAACCACACGUUUUUUUACCAGCAAUACCCACAGUUCAGUGGUAUUGCAAGGUUUUGAUCAACUUAGAAUAGAAGGAUUGCUUUGUGAUGUGACCCUGAUACCAGGGGAUGGAGAUGAAAUCUUCCCUGUUCACAGAGCUAUGAUGGCGUCUGCUAGUGAUUAUUUCAAGGCUAUGUUCACAGGUGGAAUGAAAGAACAAGAUUUAAUGUGCAUUAAGCUUCAUGGGGUGAACAAGGUUGGUCUGAAGAAAAUCAUUGAUUUUAUUUAUACUGCAAAACUUUCUCUUAAUAUGGACAAUCUUCAGGAUACACUUGAAGCUGCCAGCUUUUUACAGAUUUUACCUGUUUUGGACUUCUGCAAAGUAUUUCUUAUAUCAGGGGUCUCUUUAGAUAACUGUGUUGAGGUUGGACGAAUUGCUAACACCUACAAUCUUAUUGAAGUGGAUAAAUAUGUUAAUAAUUUCAUCCUUAAGAAUUUUCCUGCAUUAUUGAGUACUGGAGAGUUCCUGAAACUCCCAUUUGAACGGCUUGCCUUUGUGCUUUCCAGUAAUAGUCUAAAGCACUGUUCUGAACUUGAACUUUUCAAGGCUGCUUGCCGCUGGCUAAGAUUGGAAGACCCACGGAUGGAUUAUGCUGCAAAAUUAAUGAAGAACAUCCGAUUUCCACUGAUGACACCGCAGGAUCUCAUCAAUUAUGUGCAGACAGUAGAUUUCAUGAGGACGGACAAUACCUGUGUGAAUUUGCUUUUGGAAGCUAGCAAUUACCAAAUGAUGCCGUAUAUGCAGCCAGUGAUGCAGUCAGACAGAACGGCCAUUCGAUCUGAUUCCACUCACUUGGUUACAUUAGGAGGAGUUUUGAGGCAGCAGCUGGUUGUAAGUAAAGAAUUACGAAUGUAUGAUGAAAGGGCACAAGAGUGGAGAUCUUUAGCCCCCAUGGAUGCUCCUCGUUACCAGCAUGGCAUUGCUGUCAUUGGAAACUUUCUUUAUGUAGUUGGUGGUCAAAGCAAUUAUGAUACCAAAGGAAAAACUGCCGUUGAUACAGUUUUCAGAUUUGAUCCUCGGUAUAAUAAAUGGAUGCAAGUUGCAUCGUUAAAUGAAAAGCGCACAUUCUUCCACUUGAGUGCCCUCAAAGGACAUUUGUAUGCAGUUGGUGGGCGCAGUGCAGCUGGUGAACUGGCUACAGUAGAAUGUUACAACCCAAGAAUGAAUGAGUGGAGCUAUGUUGCAAAAAUGAGUGAACCUCACUAUGGCCAUGCUGGAACAGUGUAUGGAGGCUUAAUGUAUAUUUCAGGAGGAAUUACUCAUGACACUUUCCAAAAUGAGCUCAUGUGUUUUGACCCAGAUACAGACAAAUGGACACAGAAAGCUCCAAUGACUACAGUUAGAGGUCUGCAUUGCAUGUGUACAGUUGGAGACAAGCUCUAUGUCAUUGGUGGCAAUCACUUCAGAGGAACAAGUGAUUAUGAUGAUGUACUAAGUUGUGAGUACUAUUCACCAACUCUGGACCAGUGGACACCAAUUGCUGCUAUGUUAAGAGGUCAGAGUGAUGUUGGAGUUGCGGUCUUUGAAAAUAAAAUCUAUGUCGUUGGUGGAUAUUCUUGGAAUAAUCGGUGUAUGGUAGAAAUUGUCCAAAAAUAUGACCCCGAAAAAGAUGAGUGGCACAAAGUUUUUGACCUUCCAGAGUCUCUUGGUGGCAUUCGAGCUUGUACCCUCACGGUUUUUCCACCUGAAGAAAACCCUGGGUCGCCUUCUAGAGAAUCACCUCUUUCUGCACCUACGGAUCAUUCCUAGGACUAAGGUGUAAUACUUUUGCGAUGGAUCAUGGGUGAUCUCCUCUUUGUUGUAUCUCUUCUUACAGCGAUUGGUACAGUUAUUAGAUUAAAAGGUAAUUGAUGUUCUUUGUGUUGUUUGGCUUAGUAAGUGUAGCAAACGAUUAACAAAUGCAUUCUGAAAAUGUGUUCAGCAUAGCCAGGUGUUGUAACAAAUGGAAAAAGGUGUGUGGAAAAUGUUUAGAUGCCUUUUUGUUGUGUUGUAUAAAUCAAAUUGGGGAUUAUUGUAGUGAACUUAUAAUUAUGUUCUUUAUGCAUCAAAGUUGGAAGUUUUCUUUUCAUCUUUGACUGCAAAACAUCAAAGGGAGGCAAACUACAACUGCGAAUAAACAAAGGGUUGCCAAGUAUUAUUAGCUACCUCCCUUUUUUCAUCAAGUUUUUGACAUACCUUGUCAACUCACCAGAUUGUGUGUGCACAUUCAGAGUAUGUGAAGUUUCUGAGGCAGACAAGAGAAAUAAUAAAUUUUAAAGAACAACAAAGUGCUAUAGCCCUAAAUCACGGUUUAGUAUCUUUCUGGAAAGAAAAAGAGAAAGGUAGAUAGGGGCUACAACAGAUUAAAUUGACAACCAAAUUUAUCAUUUGACUAAAUUGUUAUUUCAGAUGAAACUAACAUUACUUUUUCUGUUUUGCUGUUGAAGUAACUUGUAUAUUAUUUGUUUUCUGUAGAGUUGCUUUUAUACAGGUUAAUUAGCAAAGUAGAAGUUUCAGAGAAUUGCUUUUGCUCAGUAAAUUUAGACUUCACUAUUUUUCACAUUUUUGUUCAGUAAAACUUCUAAUAUGUAAAAAGCAAAGAAAGAAAUUUGCUGAACAAUGCUAUAGAAUUUGAAAUUCAGUCUCCCAAUUUAGCUAGUCUAAUAUUGUUUUGUGAUUUGGGGCUAUUGUGACUGGUGCUGCUCCAGCCCACGUGCAUCCUGAGCUGUGUGUGAUCUGCCUCAGGGCUACUGUCUGAGCAAGCAGAGAAUAAAUUCUCUUCUGCAUCGAAUAAGAAAUGUCCUUUCAGCCAUGUCUAAAAGACAGGACCAACUUCAGAUUCCCCAAGAAGCCAGCUACAGAAAGCUUAGGACACUGCUGAACUGAAGGUGGUACUAGAGCAAAUUUUCAGCCUCUCCGAUACCAAGAGCUUGCCUACUGGUUGAGAACCACAUGGGGAGAUCUAAAAGGGACAUUAGUAGCAGUUAGAAUCAUAGGAGUCCUCCGUGGUGAAUUUGAAGUGGUACUUCAAGGAGUGAUUCUGAAGAAGUACUUGUCUGGAAUAAUUGUCUACCUGAAGGGAAAAAAAAUACAUAACAUACAUAUAUAUAUACAUACAUAUAUUAUGUGUGUGUGUGUGUGUGUACAUAUAUGUAUCCCUAUACCUGGGAAACUGUCAGAGUAUAAAUCAGGAACAACUUUCUCCUUAUUGACAAUCCCAAAACAAAACUCAGGAACCAAGGCAAAAAGAAUUGGCUUCUAGGGAUCUGACCCUUACUCCCCACACAAGUGUUGAUUCAUUUUAAUGCUUUUUAUGAUUUCUGCAUUGGCAGAAUUUUUCAUACUAUGUUUUUUUUAAAUGACUCAGCUUUAUAUUACUAAAAAUAGCACAUCCAAGGACAUUUAGAAAAUAGAGAAAGUAGAAAUUGCUCUUAACUGUGUAUUGGAUAAACAAGAAAUGGCAUCCCAAUCAUUUCUUUAUUAAUGAGGUUGAACAUUUGUGUAUCUUGAGUAGUUGUGUUUCCUCUUUGAGCAGAUGUUCAUGUCCUUUGUCUGUGUGACUAUCUAUUGGAAUUGCUUUGUUUUUCAUAUCAAGUUAUUGGAUCUCUUUAUAUAAUAAAUAUAAUUUAACUGGCAUUUGUUUGCAUUUUUUUUUCCAGUCUGUUAACAGUUUUACUGACUAGUCAGUUAAUUUUUAUGAGAUCAAAGUUGUCCCUCUUUUUGCAUUUUGACCUUUUGAGGAUAAUUUUUCUUUGGGAUAGUUCUUUAAUUUUUGCAUAACACUGAUAUAUUACUUUUUCACUUCCUAAUUAUGACAUGGCAAAGUAGUAUUUCCUUGCUUGUCUUCUCUUCUGUAUAAACAGCUUUUCUCUUUCCAUAGUUGUAAAAGGGUUUUGCCUUUUAUUAUGUUUGGCGCUGUCACUUUAUAAUUAAGUAUUGUUUAAUCAGCUGAGCCAACUGCUCCAGGUACAUACCCCACCUCACACACCCACCUUCUCAUCCUUUUACUUUCCAGUCUUCUGCAGUUGACAGCUCUCUUAGCAAUCAUACAAAUGACUGGCUGAUGCUACGCUAAUGCUACUGAUUUAGCUUGGAAUUCCUUCCUUAUACAUAUGGAAAUCUUAGGUAGCUUUAAAAUGAUUGGUGGGAAAGAUUUGUUUUCAUAAGCUGAUACUUUUUUAAAGAAAAUUUUGACUACAUAGAAAAAUAUUUAAAAGAGGAUAAAAGCUACAAGCACAUAAAGCAUUCUGUUACUAUUUUAUUUCAUUUGAGUUUUUCUUCUAAGCAUGCAAAUAUUAACACGUAUUAGCUUUUCUGAUUAUGAAAAUUUUUUUCUAUUGUAGAAAGUACAGGGAAAUUAAUCAAAAUAAAGUUAAAUUAUUGAUGAUUUCACUUGCCAAAAAUAACUUCUGUUAAUACUGGCUAUAUU